CCCGUCUGCGCCGCCAUUGGCCGCGGGCCCAGGACUGGCGGGCUCACGUCACCGGCCGGGCCCUCCCCCUUGGCAAUGUCUUCAGCCCGCUGCUCUCCUAACUUAAGCAUUUAUUCCACUGGGAUAGAAGCGGCAGGAGCAGCGUUGGCACCGGCGAACCAUGGCUGGGAUUUUCUAUUUCGCCCUCUUUUCGUGUCUCUUCGGGAUUUGCGGCGCUGUCACCGGUUCCAGGGUUUACCCCGCGAAUGAAGUUACCUUAUUGGAUUCCAGAUCUGUUCAGGGAGAACUUGGGUGGAUAGCAAGCCCUCUGGAAGGAGGGUGGGAGGAAGUGAGUAUCAUGGAUGAAAAAAAUACACCAAUCCGAACCUACCAAGUGUGCAAUGUGAUGGAACCCAGCCAGAAUAACUGGCUACGAACUGAUUGGAUCACCCGAGAAGGGGCUCAGAGGGUGUAUAUUGAGAUUAAAUUCACUUUGAGGGACUGUAAUAGUCUUCCGGGCGUCAUGGGGACUUGCAAGGAGACGUUUAACCUGUACUACUAUGAAUCAGACAACGACAAAGAGCGUUUCAUCAGAGAGAACCAGUUUGUCAAAAUUGACACCAUUGCUGCUGAUGAGAGCUUCACCCAAGUGGACAUUGGUGACAGAAUCAUGAAGCUGAACACCGAGAUCCGGGAUGUAGGGCCAUUAAGCAAAAAGGGGUUUUACCUGGCUUUUCAGGAUGUGGGGGCCUGCAUUGCCCUGGUAUCAGUCCGUGUGUUCUAUAAAAAGUGUCCACUCACAGUUCGCAAUCUGGCCCAGUUUCCUGACACCAUCACAGGGGCUGAUACGUCUUCCCUGGUGGAAGUUCGAGGCUCCUGUGUCAACAACUCAGAAGAGAAGGAUGUGCCAAAAAUGUACUGUGGGGCAGAUGGUGAAUGGCUGGUACCCAUUGGCAACUGCCUAUGCAACGCUGGGCAUGAGGAGCGGAGCGGAGAAUGCCAAGCUUGCAAAAUUGGAUAUUACAAGGCUCUCUCCACGGAUGCCACCUGUGCCAAGUGCCCACCCCACAGCUACUCUGUCUGGGAAGGAGCCACCUCGUGCACCUGUGACCGAGGCUUUUUCAGAGCUGACAACGAUGCUGCCUCUAUGCCCUGCACCCGUCCACCAUCUGCUCCCCUGAACUUGAUUUCAAAUGUCAACGAGACAUCUGUGAACUUGGAAUGGAGUAGCCCGCAGAAUACAGGUGGCCGCCAGGACAUUUCCUAUAAUGUGGUAUGCAAGAAAUGUGGAGCUGGUGACCCCAGCAAGUGCCGACCCUGUGGAAGUGGGGUCCACUACACCCCACAGCAGAAUGGCUUGAAGACCACCAAAGUCUCCAUCACCGACCUCCUAGCUCAUACCAAUUACACCUUUGAAAUCUGGGCUGUGAAUGGAGUGUCUAAAUAUAACCCUAACCCAGACCAAUCAGUUUCUGUCACUGUGACAACCAACCAAGCAGCACCAUCAUCCAUUGCUUUGGUCCAGGCUAAAGAAGUCACAAGAUACAGUGUGGCACUGGCUUGGUUGGAACCAGAUCGGCCCAAUGGGGUAAUCCUGGAAUAUGAAGUCAAGUAUUAUGAGAAGGAUCAGAAUGAGCGAAGCUAUCGUAUAGUUCGGACAGCUGCCAGGAACACAGAUAUCAAAGGCCUGAACCCUCUCACUUCCUAUGUUUUCCACGUGCGAGCCAGGACAGCAGCUGGCUAUGGAGACUUCAGUGAGCCCUUGGAGGUCACAACCAACACAGUGCCUUCCCGGAUCAUUGGAGAUGGGGCCAACUCCACAGUCCUUCUGGUCUCUGUCUCAGGCAGUGUGGUGCUGGUGGUAAUUCUCAUUGCAGCUUUUGUCAUCAGCCGGAGACGGAGUAAAUACAGUAAAGCCAAACAAGAAGCGGAUGAAGAGAAACAUUUGAAUCAAGGUGUAAGAACAUAUGUGGACCCCUUUACGUAUGAAGAUCCCAACCAAGCAGUUCGAGAGUUUGCCAAAGAAAUUGACGCAUCCUGCAUUAAGAUUGAAAAAGUUAUAGGAGUUGGUGAAUUUGGUGAGGUAUGCAGUGGGCGUCUCAAAGUGCCUGGCAAGAGAGAGAUCUGUGUGGCUAUCAAGACUCUGAAAGCUGGUUAUACAGACAAACAGAGGAGAGACUUCCUGAGUGAGGCCAGCAUCAUGGGACAGUUUGACCAUCCAAACAUCAUUCACUUGGAAGGCGUGGUCACUAAAUGUAAACCAGUAAUGAUCAUAACAGAGUACAUGGAGAAUGGCUCCUUGGAUGCAUUCCUCAGGAAAAAUGAUGGCAGAUUUACAGUCAUUCAGCUGGUGGGCAUGCUUCGUGGCAUUGGGUCUGGGAUGAAGUAUUUAUCUGAUAUGAGCUAUGUGCAUCGUGAUCUGGCCGCACGGAACAUCCUGGUGAACAGCAACUUGGUCUGCAAAGUGUCUGAUUUUGGCAUGUCCCGAGUGCUUGAGGAUGAUCCGGAAGCAGCUUACACCACCAGGGGUGGCAAGAUUCCUAUCCGGUGGACUGCGCCAGAAGCAAUUGCCUAUCGUAAAUUCACAUCAGCAAGUGAUGUAUGGAGCUAUGGAAUCGUUAUGUGGGAAGUGAUGUCGUACGGGGAGAGGCCCUACUGGGAUAUGUCCAAUCAAGAUGUGAUUAAAGCCAUUGAGGAAGGCUAUCGGUUACCCCCUCCAAUGGACUGCCCCAUUGCACUCCACCAGCUGAUGCUAGACUGCUGGCAGAAGGAGAGGAGCGACAGGCCUAAAUUUGGGCAGAUUGUCAACAUGUUGGACAAACUCAUCCGCAACCCCAACAGCUUGAAGAGGACAGGGACGGAGAGCUCCAGACCUAACACUGCCUUGUUGGAUCCAAGCUCCCCUGAAUUCUCUGCCGUGGUAUCAGUGGGCGAUUGGCUCCAGGCCAUUAAAAUGGACCGGUAUAAGGAUAACUUCACAGCUGCUGGUUAUACCACACUAGAGGCUGUGGUGCACGUGAACCAGGAGGACCUGGCAAGAAUUGGUAUCACAGCCAUCACGCACCAGAAUAAGAUUUUGAGCAGUGUCCAGGCAAUGCGAACCCAAAUGCAGCAGAUGCACGGCAGAAUGGUUCCCGUCUGAGCCAGUACUGAAUAAACUCAAAACUCUUGAAAUUAGUUUACCUCAUCCAUGCACUUUAAUUGAAGAACUGCACUUUUUUUACUUCGUCUUCGCCCUCUGAAAUUAAAGAAAUGAAAAAAAAAUAUCUGCAGCGUUGCUUGGUGUACAGAUUGCUGAAACUGUGGGGCUUACAGAAAUGACUGCCGGUCAUUUGAAUUAGACCUGGAACAAACCGUUUCUCAGAAGUACUUUUCUGUUCAUCACCAGUCUGUAAAAUACAUGUACCUAUAGAAAUAGAACACUGCCUCUGAGUUUUGAUGCUGUAUUUGCUGCUGGACACUGAGCUUCUGAGACAUCCCUGAUUCUCUCUCCAUUUGGAAUUACAACCAUUGUAUUUUGUUUGUGGCAUAAAUUACAGUCAUCUCUCUUUCACUGGAAUGAAGACCAUGCCUAGGAACAUUUUUUAAGGACUCAGCUGUGGCUUUUAGGGCUUGGUUCAUACCAUGGGGAAAAAAAAAAAUCCUAGGAGAAAGCGACGUGGCUCAUCAGUGUUGCCUCUUCAGUGCUCAAGCCACCUGGUGGAUUCCUAUGACACAGCGGGGCUGGAAAGAAAGGGAAAGUGGAUUUAAAAUAUAUAUAUACAUAACCCAAGCCCCAUAACCCCUAACUGAACAAAUGAGGUCUGUUUCUUUGGGCCUGAGGCUGUGCCAUAUAAAGUCUUAUUUUGGGACUCUACAAACUUGUCCUAACUAUCUUAUGGAUAGUGAGCUGUGACAAUCUGGAAUAGAGAACGUUCACACUUCGCUCCUUUAAAGAAGCGACCCCAGAUCUGCAAGGGAGUAGAUUCUGCUAUCUCGGCCUCACAGCCCUUCCUGUUGAUUACAAAGCCCGUGGAAGAAAACAGAACACACCCUCCUCAGUUCCGUCUAAAUGUGUUUCUUCUGCUUCAAUUACGCCAGUUCUGGGGCAAAGACACUGAUGAAACAACACCCAUACCUGAAAAGAAUAAAUGUGUGACUUUCAAAUCCCCUUUCCCAGUGAAAGAAACAGCAAACACUUAAGAUUCAGCAUCCGUUCUCCAGUUGCACUGAGGAAUGCACUGUCUCGCAGCACCAGCUCUGCAGAGCCCUUGCCCCCGGACUCUUUGCGGUUUUAUUUAUAUAUAUUUCCAUAUUUCAUUCCUGUAUGUCACUGCUGCAUUGGUGUGGCAGCAAGUGACCAAAUGCUACAGGUCUUACUAUGGACACCAGGUCAGGCGCAACCACACAAAACAAAGCCAGUUCCGUGGGCUGCCUAUGAUAUGCAUUGCGGAAGUAACAUUUUACCCAGGGUGUGCCAUUGCAGUGAUAUAAAUAUAUUUUUUUCUUAGACUAAAUAUGAGCUGACUAUCUCUUUUGAUGUGUGUACAUAGGUGUGAGUGUGUGUGUAUGCGUGCGUGUCUGUGUGUGGGUGUGUGUAUGUGUGUAGCCUCAUGCUUAGGACUACCCGUGAAUGUUGUGGAAUGCUACACCUGGAGAGUUCUGGUUUUCCACCAGUUUCAAGAUGAAGAACCACAUGAUACAGUGGACCUGGAGACUGUCCCCUUGGAAAGACAACCCAGAGAUGUUCAGCAUCCUGUAUCUAUAUGUGUAUUUUGUAGCUGUCACACUAACCUUAAUGAGAAUUCUACAGCUUUGGACAGAGGCGUUUUCACCUUAAUGGUGAAGUAAUUUAAAAUAUAAAUCCAUUCAGGUGACAACCCAUCAUCAAAAUUACAAAUUCUGAUUGAACUCAUCUGAAUCGUCAGUUCCUUGAUGGAGAGAGAGAAGGAGAUGGAAUGUGUCUGGUAACCCCAAAUGGAGUACAAGUAGCCUUUGUUUUCCUGCAUAAAUGGACUUGUUGAAUGCGAACAAAUAUAUGCAAUUCAUAUACUUUUGGAGAUGAACGUAGAUAUGUGUGUCAGCUUUGAGAUGGUGUGUCCUGGAUUAAUACUUUGUCUCCCAAUAUCACAGAAAAAUACAUGCCAGUGACUCUUGAGGUUAAGGUAGUUGGGAUGAAAUGGCCUCAGGCAAUUCCAGAUUCCCUAAUUACCAGGAAAGUUCUACAGUAAUUAAUAUGCAGCUAACUCCUACUGCCCUCACAAGAGCAUCAGCCUUCUAGAAUCGGAGCUCCGGAGUGUGAAGAUUCAGUAUUGAUACAUGAUAUGUAUACCAAACUCCAGCCAACUUACUGCCAUUUUUCAUAACCUGAGUGGCUGCCUUGCUUAUCCUAAGCUAUGGUUGCAGAAACUGUGGCCAUUUAUAGAAGCUAUAACAUCAAAUCAGGGAAAAAUGAGGAAAAAAAAUAGAUUCUGAACCAUUUAUUGUUGAAUAAGUAGAGAAAAUCAUCAAUAAAUAUUUAUUACAUUCUGACAGGGUGUGUGGCAUUGUAUUCUAUGCCAGAGUGACAAAGUUAAUUCACCCCUUUUUGGGGACCUUAAUAUAUUUUUUAAGGGAUGUGCCUAUGCAUUGAUGCCUGAAAAAUAUGUAUAAAGAAAUGAGGUUGAAUCUCUGAACAGUUCAUCUUUUCCAGAGGUAAGGGUAGGAGGCCAACUUCAGGGUCUGGGUCUAAGCCCAUGGGCAAGCCCUGGCCGAGUGAGCUCCAGUGCUAACUCACGUGCCGAUCUCUAGAGCAGCGGGAAACUACCCCGCUGCACCAAAUCAAGUAGCUUUGCCUUGUGUAUGCAGGCCCCAAGUUAUUUUUUAGCAAUCUUACAAGUGAAAUGUUCUGGUGUGUUGAAAAAUGUUCUUAUUUUAAAGAAAGGUUGUGCUCGCUACACUGCUGGUGUGUGCGUUCUGAGACCUCUUGUAUUCAAUCUGUGAAGGAUAUGUGUAUUAAUCCGUACACCCGUAUAGCCUCAAUAUUUGUCUGAAGACACUUAAAUUCUGACCCGUAAAGGAAAGUUCUAGAAGCAAUAUUUUCACUUAUUUAACAUUCUCCAAACAACAUCAAGCAUUGAUACACACUGAAGAGUGCGUUUAUUUUUUGUAUCACUCUAAGUAUGUUGGAAUAUGCAAGGACUGUGGUUAAAAUUAGAAUGUAUAAGGCAUAUUAUAAUUUAGUUCAUACUGAAAAAGAAAUUAACAGAACAUUAUUCGGUUCACAUGUUCCAAAAUUUGAGUGAUUUCUUGAGUUAGACAUAGAUUUUCUAUUUUGUUUUAAUUUGUCAAGGUAUUUUUCUUCCCUUCAUGAACUUUAGGUACACAUAACUUAUGUCAUUUAUUUAUGGUCUUUUAUACCUAGUUUGUAAAAUUGUAAAAUAGCAAACUAAAUGCAAACAGUUUGCAUUUGAAAAUAAUAAAGUAGUUGCCGUAUACAACCCUGCAA
Molecule: messenger RNA, 6445 nt
Organism: Symphalangus syndactylus (siamang)
Lineage: Eukaryota; Metazoa; Chordata; Mammalia; Primates; Hylobatidae
Gene: EPHA4
Product: EPH receptor A4
Biological process (GO): protein phosphorylation; ephrin receptor signaling pathway; axon guidance
Cellular component (GO): dendrite; plasma membrane
Molecular function (GO): transmembrane-ephrin receptor activity; ATP binding; protein binding
Source: RefSeq, a predicted model, not a curated record